AUGACAUCGCUAUUUUUCUCACUCAACCCAGAGGCAUUAGGGCGGAUGCAUGAUGCCCUUUCAUGUCUGGCCAAAUUCAGUGAGACGGUCUCUAUAGAGGCUGAAUCUACUUUACUUCGACUAAGCGUCAUCAACUCCAGCAAGACCGCCUAUGCUGCAUUUGUCCUCGACAGAGCAAGUUUCUUCACAACUUACUCAUUCAGCCAUAAUGGCCAGAGCGAAAACGUCCGGUCAGAUAGAUUCUGCUGCCAGAUUUAUCUCAAAGCUUUGCUGUCCAUCUUCAAAGGGAGAACCACUGGACGAGAUAAGGACACAGCGGUCGAAAGGUGCGAGUUUGAACUCAACGAAGAUCCGGCCGAGACAGAAUGCAGGCUCGUCAUUAGAAUGAUCUGUGGGCUGGGAGUCAUUAGGACUUACAAGCUCACUUAUGAACCGACUACAGCUCAGCAUGCCAUCUUCGACAGAUCUAGCGCAACUAAUAAAUGGAACAUUGAGCCCAGGUUUUUGAAGGAAAUUACCGACCACUUCAGUCCGUCAGCAGAGCAACUCGAUAUCUACUCCGAUGGUGGCAAGGCCAUCUUUACAAGCUUUACGACAAAGAUCACUGACGGGCAAGAGAUUCUCAAACAACCAGUACAUACCUCCGUGGCUAUCGAUAAAAGAGACUUUGAGGACUUUUCGGCUGAAGAUGAACUUCAUAUUGCCAUUACUCUGAAGGACUUCAAAGCGAUUCUAACCCAUGCAGAGACAACAGGCGUGCUGAUCACCGCUCGGUACACUCGCCCCUGUAGACCACUGCAGCUUGCAUAUGACUUCGAGGGGGUUAGGACCGAAUUCACCUUGAUGACGACAGGCGAAGAUGAUAGUGAGGACUUCCCGUCAUCGCGAGCAGCCGUUCCCGAGCUGUCCGCAAGACAAACGCCCGCGCCGGUGCACGUCUCUCAGAACAAUGCUGCCUCGAAUAGGGAACAGAUGCCACCUCCUCGCAGUCGAUCAAUUCGGCCGCUGACUGGGACAAUCGACCGCGUCAAAGAGACUAAUGUUGGGAGUCAGCAGCCACUGCCACAAUCAAUUCACUUUGACAGUCUGUUUGUUCCAGCGGAUGAUGACAGGCAGUGGGAUGUACCGAAUGAGGAGGACGAGACAAUGGCUGAGGACACGCUCGGCUGGGACGCUACAGCUGAUCAGGCGACAUUCAACGCAAGUCUUGGGCCUCGCUUGCGAGACACUGAACCCGUUCUGCCGCAUGACUCAAACCAGCAAGAGCGUCAGGAAGAAAUGGGCAUUCCUCCAACACAACGCAUUUCACAGGUUCGUGGUCUCGGCCUUUUUGAUUAG
Molecule: messenger RNA, 1338 nt
Organism: Aspergillus lentulus
Lineage: Eukaryota; Fungi; Ascomycota; Eurotiomycetes; Eurotiales; Aspergillaceae
Source: RefSeq, a predicted model, not a curated record